This is a messenger RNA of Protomyces lactucae-debilis, 1261 nucleotides long. RefSeq lists its product as uncharacterized. The coding region runs from base 435 to 938 and encodes 167 amino acids. Gene Ontology annotation, molecular function: nascent polypeptide-associated complex binding. Lineage: Eukaryota; Fungi; Ascomycota; Taphrinomycetes; Taphrinales; Protomycetaceae. The transcript has a single exon. Gene Ontology annotation, cellular component: mitochondrial outer membrane. The record is from RefSeq and is a predicted model, not a curated record.
GAACAACGAGGAAAUUGGAAGACUGCAGGCGUGUAUAGCGAGGUCAGAAUGGCGAGACGGAGGGAGGCUUGGUGCUACUUAGAGAGGGAGCUCUAUCCAGCACACAAUCAAGCAACAUGGACUUCAUCUGAUGUGUAGGCCUCUUUCAAAUCAAUAAAGAGUUCUAUAGCUUGACAAACAUUGACCGUCCAUGCGCAUGCAAUUCAGCUCAGUGCUCAGGAGAUCUGUCUUACCCGUCUGUAUCGACUAUCGACCAGUCAGUUUGACAGACUAAUAUCCUGAGCUGGAGCCCCCUUUUCAUUGUGCCUUAGCGAGCCUGCGGCCAUUGUACGUCAUCCUCCCGCCAACACAAGCAAAGACAUCUCCAACCGUGAACCAGACCCCCGCCUUCACUCCUACUCUACCUACUCUACCUACGCUACAGCUACACGACAAUGUCCUCUUACUCUGAAGUCGCCGCACAAGGCCCUAAACAAUCCGACGCUGAAAAGGCCGCCAAUGCCGUGCCCUCGCUCGUUGACCAUGCUGCUGAACCAUCCACCACCACCGACGCUGGCCAACAAAUCAACAUUGUCGACAGCGGCUUCAAGGAGCGCGACGUCAAGACGGAGACACAGGCAAAAGGUCGUGAGCUAGCGCAAGAGGCAGAGGAAAAAGCGAAACGCGCUGAAGGAAAAGUCAAGGAUGAAGCACACAAGGCGAAAGAGGGUGCCAAGAAGGCUGGAAGGAAGGCAGAGAAUGCCCUGAUCAAAGCCGGUCAGGAUGAUCGUACCUACCAGGUCUUGAAUGCCGUGCUGUUUGCUGCUGUGGGCUUUGCCGGGUAUCAGCGAUUCCAGUCUGGUCGGCUCGAAUGGACGACGGUGGGUGCUAGUGCGCUUGGCUUGGGUCUGCUUGUGACGAUGGAAGGCGCCGUCCAGCGAUGGUUCGAGCAGCAAUAGUGCACUUCUAGAAGUGAUGCUACUCGGAGACGACGACGCACACGAAAUGUCGUGUGCACUUCCCUGCUCUUUCUUUUAAGUCAAUCUUUUCACUAUGUUUCUCACCCGUGUCAAGUGUUCUCACUAGUCGUGUUGUGUAUAUUAUACGGUGUAUGGCAUCUCAUAUGAACUGCCCUCCCCGGCUUUCCGCGAGUGGAUGCCUUUUUUACCCGGCCGCUUAGUCAGUCUGGCAUCCCACGACACCGGAGAAUAUGAACGGACUCUGGCCCAGCGCUGUUCAAGAGCAUGCAAGUAGACUUGCCACUAGACAAGACCCAGAUCCU